Molecule: messenger RNA, 1562 nt
Organism: Rhagoletis zephyria (snowberry fruit fly)
Lineage: Eukaryota; Metazoa; Arthropoda; Insecta; Diptera; Tephritidae
Product: probable E3 ubiquitin-protein ligase HERC3
Source: RefSeq, a predicted model, not a curated record
AUGUUUGCUUUUAGUGGCUUCAAUGGCUUUGGCCAGUUCGGCCACAAUCGUCAGCGAAGCGGAAACGCUUUUACAGAUAUCUGUUUAAAAAAGUUAAUGACCGAACAACAAAGUACUUCGCUUAUAGCAGUCAGUUGGAGUUACGCUGCCUACGCCACAGAAAAUAAGCUCGUGCUGCGUGGCUUUUUAUCUAGUAAACCCAAUACCACAAUAUGCGUACAAACUGCAGAGAUCAUUACACAAUUGGCUGCUUGUGAUAGAUUCUGUCUGGUGCUAUGUAAAAAUGGUAAACUAUUUAAAAUUCGCCCUGAAAUAGAAGCGAAACUGGAAGAGGUGAAGCUUGAAGUUGAAGUGCAUUCGUUUACCCAAAAACGUUCGAUUUUCGGCGAACCGAAGUCAACAGUAAAUAAAGAAGAAUGCUUUAUCGUCACCCACAUCGCGUGCGGCUCUAAUAUCACAGCGGCUGUUAGUGCGACAAAUGCAGUCUAUAGCGUGCCCAGCAAAAUUCAUCAAUUUGCAAAGCACUUUCGCGUGCGACAAUUGAUAUGUGGGUUCGAACAUGCACUGCUGCUUAGCGCCAACGGUGAUAUCUAUAGUUGGGGCAACGGAUUGUAUGAAAUUUGUUUUCUAUCAUUGAAAUGUUCCAGUCUCGUACAUACUUACUUUCUUUAUUUACAGAUAAGUUUUAUUGCUGCUGGCGGCUGGCACAGUGCAGCCAUUUCCGCUUUCGGCGAUCUCUAUACCUGGGGUUUCAAUUCAAAUGGCCAAUUGGGUUUACGUCUGUUCAAAAUAACCGCUGCGGGAAAUAUUAAACAGCCAACAGUAUUUACGUUGCCACAAAUUGUAGAAAUACCAGAGUGUAAAUGCAUGCAGGCGAAAGAUUCUACAAUGUGUGAUGAAAUAACGCAGAAUGAGGAUGCUACUGGCGAAUGCCUACCAGUGAGAGUUUAUGCAGGUGCACGUCAUACGCUUUUGCAAAUGAAAUGUGGCGCAUUGUGUACGGCUGGCUGGAAUGCACACGACCAAUUAGGUAUUGGACAUAAAGUGGAUUAUUGUGAUGAAUUUAGAAAAAUCGAAAGCUUCGAAGGUAAAGUUGCAGAAGGGAGCAUUGUUUGCGGAGCGUGGUGUACUGUAAUUGCUAAGAAAAGCUAACGAUUAAAUUAGUAUAAGUAAAAUGUAGGUACUUGUAAGCAGUGGAAUCAAUUAAUUGGAACUACUAAGGUCAACUAAAGCUCAAGUUAAUUGAUCCGUAACAAGCUUGUUGUACUUGCGAAUUUAUAGAAUGACUAAUAGCGUUUCCACUUAAUAUGUGAACAAGUUGAAUAAUAUUUGAUUUCUGUGAAAUUCAAUUUUAGCCAAUAUACUACUAGAUUUUUCCAAUUUUUUAAAAACUUAUGAAAUAAUUUGACAAAAACGUAACUUAUGAGUAAGUACUAGGAAAUUUAAAAUAUGUAGAUAUGUAUAUUGUAUAAAACCAUACAUACCAAUUCAGUAACUAAAAGAUGUUCGAGUAUGCUUUAAAGUUGUUCCCAGGAUAAAUUUGAAUCUAUUUUCUGCUAAAA